AUGGCAGCUUUGAAGGAGCUUCUUCCUCCAGUGAAAUCGACUGGAACUACACAUUAUGACCACUCGAAUGAUCCAUGGUUCAAGCAAAGGUAUACUGCAGCGGAGGCCGAGAAAGCUGCCACAAUCAAGGCCAAUCCAGUGCCUCCAUACUUGAAAAGGCAGGGCUUUCGGCCAACAAAGCUUGAGGAUUAUGGUGAUGGCGGGGCAUUCCCAGAGAUUCUCUUUGCUCAAUACCCUCUUGAUAUGGGGAGGAAAAGGGACGGGAACCCCGGGGCGAAGACGUUGCCUGUUACUGUUGAUGAGCAUGGUAAUGUGACGUUUGAUGCGAUUGUGAAGCAGAAUGAAAAUGCUUCGAAGAUUGUUUAUUCGCAGCAUAGGGACCUUGUCCCGAAAGUUUUGAAAAAUGAUGAGGAAGAGGGCGAGAUGGAUUCAGAUGAGAAGAACGAGGAAAUUGAAGAGACCACCCAGCAGACAAAAGCGGCCCUUGAGAAAAUUGUGAACGUGAGGUUGAGUGCAGCACAGCCUAAAAAUGUACCCACUCAAUCUUCCGAUUCCAAGUUUAUUAAGUAUAAACCUUCGCAGCAGUCGGCAGCUUUUAAUUCGGGUGCUAAGGAGAGGAUUAUUAGGAUGGUGGAGAUGCCUGUGGACCCGUUAGAACCACCAAAGUUUAAGCAUAAGAGGGUUCCCAAGGCAUCUGGUUCUCCACCUGUGCCAGUUAUGCACUCUCCGCCUCGACCUGUGACUGUGAAGGACCAGCAGGAUUGGAAAAUCCCACCGUGUAUUUCAAACUGGAAGAACCCGAAAGGGUAUACAAUUCCACUUGACAAGCGUUUGGCUGCAGAUGGUAGGGGGCUUCAGGAUGUUCAGAUUAAUGACAAUUUUGCAAAGCUUUCUGAGGCAUUGUAUGUGGCAGAACAGAAGGCUAGAGAGGCCGUGGCAAUGCGCUCAAAGGUUCAGAAGGAGAUGAUGAUGAAAGAGAAAGAAAGAAAAGAGAUGGAGCUGCGUGAGUUGGCUCGGAAGGCAAGGUCUGAGCGAACUGGUGCUGCACCACCAGCUGUUGCUCCAGUGUCUUCUGAGAAGAUUAUGAUGGAUGCUGAUGAUAUGGGUGGGGACUAUGAACGCGUGAAAGAGAGGGAUGCCCCAAGGGAGACAAAGGAGGAAAGGGAGGAGCGAUUACAAAGGGAGAAAAUUCGUGAGGAGCGGCGACGGGAGAGGGAGAGAGAAAGGAGAUUGGAGGCCAAGGAUGCUGCAAUGGGAAAGAAGAGUAAGCUUACUAGAGAUAGAGAUCGCGAUGUUAGUGAGAAAGUUGCUCUUGGGAUGGCAACUACUGGAGCAGGAAGAGGAGGAGAGGUUAUGUAUGACCAGAGAUUGUUCAACCAGGAGAAGGGAAUGGAUUCUGGGUUUGCUACCGCCGAUCAGUACAAUGUCUAUGACAAGGGCCUAUUUACUGCCCAGCCUACACUUUCUACACUGUACAGGCCCAAGAAAGAUGUUGACAAUGAUAUGUACGGAGGUGCAGAUGAGCAGAUGGAGAAGAUAAUGAAGACUGAUCGAUUUAAGCCUGAUAAGGCAUUUGUGGGCACAUCUGAGAAAACUGGUCCGAGAGAUAGGCCUGUUGAAUUUGAGAAAGAGGCUGAAGAAGCUGAUCCAUUUGGCCUUGACCAGUUCUUGACAGAGGUGAAGAAGGGUAAGAAAGCCAUGGAUAAAGUGGGCAGUGGAGGUACUAUGAAAGCAAGUGCUGGGUCAUCCAUGCGAGAUGGCUACGAAGCAUCUAAUAGAACUCGUAUUGCCUUUGAAAGGGGGCGUUAA
This is a messenger RNA of Ilex paraguariensis (yerba mate), 1809 nucleotides long. The record is from the annotation of a GenBank genome assembly. NCBI's taxonomy places the organism in Eukaryota, Viridiplantae, Streptophyta, Magnoliopsida, Aquifoliales, Aquifoliaceae.